GGAAGAACUGGAAGAAGUUUUGGAGGAAGAGAGAAAUCCUGAAAAAAGGAUAUGGUGUCGAGAAUGGCUUACACGCAGAGAAAGUCAAGGAGCUUCCACCAAUUUAAUAAGGGAGCUGAGAUUUGAAGAUCCUAAAGAAUACAGAAUGAUGCUCAGAAUGACUACUGAAAAAAUUGACUAUUUGUUAGGCUUAAUAACUCCAUUAAUCCAACGAGAGGACACUAUUAUGAGAGACGCUAUCAAACCAGAAACAAUGUUGGAAGUAACCUUGAAUUAAAUAGCAACAGGUAAUAAUUACAGAACCCUUUCUCAUCUCUUCCGAGUUUCUAAAUCAGCGAUAUCUAUCAUGAUUCCCAUCGUUUGUGAAACUGUGUAUGACUGCUUAAAGGAUUUCGUAAAGGUUCUUGAUACACAUGAUGCAUGGAAAAAAGUUGCGAAAGGGUUUGAAGCAAGAUGGAAUAUUCCUUUCUGUUGUGGUGCCAUUGAUGGCAAACAUGUCUUGAUCGAGGCUCCGCCACAUACUGGAAGUGAAUACUUCAACUAUAAAGGCUCCUUCAGCGUGGUACUAAUGGCAAUUGUAGGUCACAAUUACUGUUUUUCCUAUUUUGAAGAAGGGACAAAGAGGUCUAACUCAGAUGGUGGUAUGUUUCAAAACAACGAAUUUUCAGAAGCUCUAGAAGAAGGAUUACUACCCGAUGGUUGCUUUUUUGUUGGUGAUGAUGCUUUUACACUAAAACCCUAG
Molecule: messenger RNA, 742 nt
Organism: Acanthoscelides obtectus
Lineage: Eukaryota; Metazoa; Arthropoda; Insecta; Coleoptera; Chrysomelidae
Source: the annotation of a GenBank genome assembly